AUGUCGGACGCCCAAGGCAUCCCGGCGAACUUUCUGGGGUUGACAGCUGAAGAGCUGGCCGCGCUGCCACACGACGAUAAAUCCAAAGAGCUUCUCGCGAGUGUCUGGUCUCUGUUUGCCGUUGCGUCCAUCUUCUUGGCCCUGCGCGUCUACUGUCGCCUCCUUACGAGACGGCAAAACCUAUGGUGGGAUGACUGGGUCCUCAUUGCUUCAUGGGUCUGCAUCCUCAUCACGACGUCUAUUCAAUCAUACCUCACCACUCUCGGCUAUGGAAAACACUCAUGGGACAUUGACCCGGCCAACAUACAAGCCAUGAUGCUCCCAAUGCUCGUCUCGGGUACCUUUUCCGUCACGGCCGCCGUGUGGAGCAAGACAUCGUUUGCGAUUACGCUGAUGCGCAUCACCGACGGCUGGAUCAAGAACGUUGCCAUCUUUGCCAUCGUCUCCAUGAACAUCUUCAUGGGUUUGUCGGGCCUGUUCUCAUGGAUCCGGUGCAAACCCCUCCACAAAGCAUGGGACCUCACGGUGCCGUUCGAAGAGGGCACUUGCUGGGCCCCCGAGGUGCUGGAGCGCUACGACAUCUUUUCGUCGUCCUUCUCGGCCUUUAUGGACAUUGCGCUCGCCAUACUGCCGUGGAAGUUCCUCUGGGGCUUGCAGAUGCAGCCCAGGGAGAAGAUCGGAGUGGGCAUUGCCAUGAGCAUGGGCGUCUUUGCGGGCGCCACGGCCGUCGUCAAGACUACAAAGUUGCCCGGAAUGGCCUCGGCAGAUUUGGCUGACGGCAUCAAGCUCUGGAUCUGGGGCAACGCCGAGACGUGCGCGUCCAUCAUCGCCGCCAGCAUCCCCAUGCUGCGCGUGCUGGUGCGCGACGUCAAGUCGUCGCGCGGGUACCAGACGGGCUACGCCAACAACGACGCGGGCCUGACGGGCAACUACAGCCGCUUCGUCACCAUCACCAGCAAGCCCGCGCGCGUCACCAGCGACAUUGAGCUGCACAAGAUGGACGACGACGGCAGCGACCGGAGCAUCCUGGGCGGCAAUAACAAUCAUAACAGUAGUAAUAAUCAUAACCACCAAGAAAGAGAGGGCGGGGUGCAGCCAAAGAACCGUGGCAUUGUCCAGGUGACAGAGAUUACCGUCAAGUAUGGCGAGGGUGAGGGCGAGGGUGAGGAGAUUGGAGGGGCGCAGGCGAGCAGUAGUAGUAAUGUUAGUUCGGCGCAGAAUGGGACUAGGGAGGGGUGA
Molecule: messenger RNA, 1239 nt
Organism: Canariomyces notabilis
Lineage: Eukaryota; Fungi; Ascomycota; Sordariomycetes; Sordariales; Chaetomiaceae
Exons: 3
Coding region: 1-1239 (412 amino acids)
Source: RefSeq, a predicted model, not a curated record